ACUAGAAGUGGAACUACUCCUGCAAUACCUAGUGUAGGUGGUGGUGUUGGGUUCAGGCAAGAGCGGAGUACUAGUGCGAACGGCAGCAAGAAAUCGGCACAGCUUCUCCAGAGCAUCAACUGCUUUGGCCUUGAAUUGGCCAUGCAGGAAGAAGGAGCAUUCCACAAAGCUGACUCUCGCUCUUCACGCCCAUCUCCUCUUGCAGUUUCACUUGCAAGAAAGGUGGGAGCUGAAUUCAUAGGCCCUCUACUUCUCAUAUUUUUGGCGGCAGCCAUAGCCAUUAUGAACCCAAACACAAGAGAGCCCACCCCCCUCACCGUCGUCGCCGUCGCCACUGGCCUUGUCGUCAUGAUAAUCAUCUUCUCGACCGGCCACAUAUCCGGAGCCCAUCUUAACCCUGCAGUCACCAUCGCCUUCGCUGCCCUAAAGCACUUCCCAUGGAAACACGUGCCAGUAUACAUCGGAGCACAGGUGUCGGCAUCUCUCUGCGCUUCAUUCGCAUUGAAGGGCGUUUUCCAUCCCGUAACCGGAUCAGGAGGUGUCACAGUUCCUUCAGUGGCUUAUGGCCAAGCUUUUGCUUUGGAGUUCAUUGUCACCUUUGUUCUAAUGUUUGUCACUACUGCCGUCGCCACCGACACAAGAGCGGUUGGAGAGUUGGCGGGAAUCGUUGUUGGAGCAACUGUGAUGCUCAACAAUUUUGUUGCAGGAACGGGAGCUUCAAUGAACCCUGUGAGGACUCUAGGGCCAGCUGUGGCUGCAAACAACUUUAAAGCGAUAUGGAUAUAUCUCACUGCUCCGAUCCUCGGAGCACUUUGCGGGGCGGCAGCUUACACCGCCGUCAAGCUUCCAGAGGAAGACGGUGACAAUGAGGAUAAGCCGUCAAGGACGAGAAGCUUCUGAAGUACUUUAGAACUUAUGAAA
Molecule: messenger RNA, 921 nt
Organism: Morus notabilis
Lineage: Eukaryota; Viridiplantae; Streptophyta; Magnoliopsida; Rosales; Moraceae
Product: aquaporin NIP6-1
Exons: 5
Coding region: 142-900 (252 amino acids)
Biological process (GO): transmembrane transport
Cellular component (GO): membrane
Molecular function (GO): channel activity
Source: RefSeq, a predicted model, not a curated record